AUGGCAGAUACCACUGCCCCUGCAGAGGUGCAGCAAGACUAUGGACCCGAUAUCAGUGAGGAUCCAUCAAGUAUGGUAGAUUCUACUUCCCCUGCAGAGCCGACGCAAGACUAUGGACCCGAUAUCAAUGGGACUCAGGAAGAUUUCAAUGAGAAGUUGUUGCAAGCAGCACAAGACGGUGAUGCUCAGGAAUUGAUUCGCUAUCUUAAAAGGGGGGCAAACAUCAACACGAUGGACGAAUCCCGUUGCACUGUCCUCCACAAAGCCGCACUGAACGGAAGAACAGAAGUAACGCGCAUUCUGCUCGCCCAGAAUAACCUCGAUGUCAAUGCGCAGGACGAGGAUGGGCAGACGGCCCUAUACGGAGCCACUGUAAGGAAAGAAGAAGCUAUCAUAGAGCUGCUGUUGAAGGCUGGUGCAAAAAUCACAAUAGAAACCACUACGGGAGACACAGCUCUCCACCAAGCAGCAUCAGAAAACUACCUACAAGGUGUCGAACUUCUACUUGGCAAGGGAAAGACAACGACUAUCAAGACCAGCAAGGAAGAGACGGCUCUGCUUGUGAAUGAUAUAAAUGGUCAGGGAGACUCAGUUCUGCAUGUAGCCGCUCGACAUGGCAGCGAAGACGUCGUCAAGCUUCUUCUCAAGUGCCAAGUCGAUACGACAGCCUUGGACAAGGGUCAAAAAACAGCAUUAUACAGGGCUUUUGAAUACGAACAGAUCUACGUUGUCAAGCUCUUACCUCACCAGGACGACUCACUCAAGUCCCCAGAUACCAACGAGAUGAUACGACUAGCGUAUGCAACCUUUAGCGGUGAUUUUCCACUGGUACGGGAGUUGAUGAGCAAAGAAGAUUCAGUGAACAAAGAAGAUUCAGUGAGCACGAUCCUCUUACACUGGGCAGCAGCCGGAGGAUCGCAAAAGAUUGCAGAGUUGUUACUUGAAAAGGGCUUUGAUGUCUCCAGCCUAUAUCAAUAUGGCACACCCUUACAUUUCGCCGCCAUAGCUGGGGAAGAAGAGGUUUCACAGCUCCUUCUCAAAAAUGGUGCCGAUGUCAACGCGAAUGAUCAAUAUGGCAUGACGCCCCUUCACUGGGCUGCCGAAGGAGGCUCCACAGAGGUUGUCAAGCUACUAUUGGAGAGGCAGUGUGUCGCUAUUAUUGAUUCAGUAUCAGACGAUGGACAAACGGCAUUACAUUGGGCCACAUUAACGGGAGAAAAAGGUGUCGUUGAGCAUCUAUUGGAGAAGGGUGCGGAUUUCGAGUUGAGGGAUGAGGAUGGAUGUACGCCUUUGCACAGGGCCUGCGUUGAAGGUCAUGCAGAGUUGAUAGAUAUCCUGAUUAAAAAGGGUGCAAACUCCGAAUCAAGACAACGAAAUGGGGGAACGCCAUUGCACCUGGCUGCUUAUAACAACAAGACGGACGCCAUCAGAAAACUACUGAAUCACAACGUUGUCAGCAAUGCCAGGGACGACGACGAUUGGACUGUCUUACACUGGGCUGCAGACAAAGGAAGCAAAGAUGCAAUGGAAUUAGUAUUAUCAUCAUUGAAGAAAGAAAGCACAGGGAUGAUUGCAGCCGAGAACAAGGGCGGGAACACAGCCUUACACCAUGCUUGUGCAGAGGGUCAUUUUGAGGUGGUGAAACUCCUCUUGGAUAAAAUGAAAAACACGAUCGCUGCCCAGGUCGACCGCAACAAAUACGCGCUUGCUGCUGCUGCAAGGAGCGGCGCAGUAGAUGUGGUACAGCUUCUAGUUGACUGGGAGGCAAAUUUGAUGUCUACUGGAUCCGGGGAAGAAAGGAACAUGUUCUCCAUGACAGAGGAGCAGGCUAAGUCAGUUGGAGACAUAUUGUGGAUGAAUGGAAGUCACUGGGAAAGAUCGCCGAGGUCAGCACGCUGUUCGUUGCAAUGGGCAGCUCGAAAAGGAGAUCAAUAUCUAUUGGAGAGCGUCCUAUCUAUUGAUCCCACUCUUUUGAGGGAAGGUAUCCCAGAAGACGCAACAGCCGCAACACCCUUGUACUGGUCUGCAUUUGGCGGUCAAGAAAAGCUUGCGAAAUUAUUGGCGGAGAAAUUGAUGGGGAGUCCCAGAAGAAAGAUGCUCCCGAAGGAAGAUGGACUCAAAGCGCUCAAAAUUGCUGUGAGGAAGGGAUACAACACCAUCGCUCAGGAUCUGUUGGAGAUAAUGUCAAAUGAGCCAGGUGGAGAGACGAACAAAUGGACUCCGCUUCACUGGGCAGUGCACUAUCGAGAUAAAAGUGUUGUUCAGGACAUGCUGCGCAGUGGCGCCAACCCCGAGGAGAGAAUCAACAAAGGGAAAUCGGCUCUUAAGCUCGCUCAGGAGUUGAGCGCCAACGAGAUCCAGACGCUUCUUGAGAAUCCCUUACGGUUUCCUCGAAAGCCGGCUCCUCUGAAACUUCCAGACUCUCCAGGAGAGGGGCCGACAGAUGUCUGCAACACCUUCACUGCGAAUAUCGUCGACUUUUCUCUCUCCGAGGGAACAGAUACCACCCUUCCAAUACAGAAAAGCGUCUACGACAUCAUAUACGGGAGUGGACCAGAAAAGAUAAUGGAGAAAAUUCGGCGGAGUUGGGAUAUCAAGCAGCUUGAACACCAAUUCAGGUGGAUACAUCUUCCAGCAAACAAUGUGAGUGACGGCGCCUAUCCUCGACCAUUGUAA
Molecule: messenger RNA, 2676 nt
Organism: Fonsecaea pedrosoi CBS 271.37
Lineage: Eukaryota; Fungi; Ascomycota; Eurotiomycetes; Chaetothyriales; Herpotrichiellaceae
Exons: 1
Coding region: 1-2676 (891 amino acids)
Molecular function (GO): protein binding
Source: RefSeq, a predicted model, not a curated record